Trametes versicolor FP-101664 SS1 is the source of this 1710-nucleotide messenger RNA. RefSeq lists its product as uncharacterized. The record is from RefSeq and is a predicted model, not a curated record. The transcript has 3 exons. Lineage: Eukaryota; Fungi; Basidiomycota; Agaricomycetes; Polyporales; Polyporaceae. The coding region runs from base 60 to 1652 and encodes 530 amino acids.
CCGCCACAUCUCAAUCUAGGACACCUGGGCAUUCGAGUCUCCACACAUGCUCUGAUAGAAUGUCUUUUCUAGCGAGCACGCUGAGGGGCGCAACCGGGAUGCAGUGGUCUCCCGUUCGCUCAUUUCCACGCGUCUCUUACGUCCUUCGUCACGUUGUACCUCAAAAACGGCAUCUCAGCACAGCCCGCGAGCCUUUUAUUCUUAAGGACGAGCAGUCGGUCCGUGAGCUCCACGAAUAUGUGCUCGCCCAACCAGAUUCCCGCCUCCCCGCCCUGCGAGGUCUCCACAUCGACAUCCCCAAGAUCGAAGAACAUGCUCGCGUGGAAACAGCGCAGCGCAUUCUGGACCUCCUCGAACGUGCGCCGAAGCUAGAGUCUCUCACUCUUCCCGAGCCCAAGUGGACGUUCGAGUCCCUUGCGGACAAGAGGAUACCCGAGGCUAUCUCCCAGAUAUCCACCCUGCGCGAGCUCGGGCUGCUGGAGGAGUGCGACGAGAUGGCGUCAAUCGUCACGUCGACGCGCUCCGCCGGGUCCCUGCGCAUCCUCCGUGUCUCGCUGGCCACUCUACCCACCUCUGGCGGCGACUACGCUCUCACGGUGGCCGAGGUCGACGCGUUUCUGGGCCACCUGAUCCCCACUCUCGAGGUCCUCGACAUCAGAGCGCCCACGCUGAAGCUCGAUGCGAAGGGAGUGCAAUAUCCCGCGCUGCGCUCGCUCAUGGUCCCGGAAAUUGAGGGGGGAACCAUACGCACGGAUAUCCUCGUGUCCAAGUUUCCUGCGCUAGACGGCACCCUCAAUAUCGGCUCGGUGUCUGGUGCGCUGCCAUACGAUGAGCCAAAGCAGCGGCGCAUCCGCGCGUCGAACCAAGAUCGGCAGAAGAGGCAGUGUUGGAAGGGUCUCGAUCGCGUUCUUGGGGACGUCCCCGCGCUCUUCAUGCUCGGCCUCACAGAGUCAUGUCCCGUGCGCCAUCUCAUGGUAGACAGCUUAUGUGGCCACGAGAAGAGCAGAAUGGCGGACAUCCUGCAGGCGACACCCCCGACCCACCUCAAACUUUCGGCCAUCCUGUAUCACGGCGACGACUUCUUCGCGAACCUGUUUCCGCCCGUAACGGUCCCGCGGCUGACACACCUGGCGCUCCUGCUCCGGUAUUCCAAUCCGGCGGUGGACGACGAAGAGAGCGACGGGGACGCUGUCAAAAACAUGCAGUGGGGCCCGCUCCUCGCAAAAAUAAUCGACUCCAUUCGCCCUCUUCGCCUCACCCACUUCCGUCUCUUCGUCUAUUACGACAUCGACCUGGACGAGAUGUAUGGGCCUUACUCCAAGGACUUCGUGCGCAGCGUCUCGGAGCUCGACCAUGCGCACCUCUCCGCGCAGCUCAUGGACGCCGUACCCUCGCUGGAGCAUGUCUUCGUAAGCGCGGGCGGCCAGUUUGAUGCAUUCCCCGACGAGAUGCUAUCAACACGCGGCCGUUGGUUUGCACAUUCCGGAUGGAAGCGCGUGGCCGGUGAGACUCCGGAGAAGCUCGACGAGGACGUGAUGGAGCGCAUGCUGCGCGAGCAAGACCUGGGGCUGUCUGACAAUGAUGAAUUUUUUUUGGAACUCCACUGUACCUGGGCCCCGGAGGAAACCGCUCCAUGGCCUCUCCCGGAGUGAUGCACCGGGGACAUCAUGGCUCUGUCUCUCAUAUACUGUAUGUUUCUGCCUGAUAUCU